Messenger RNA from Lineus longissimus, 3925 nucleotides. RefSeq lists its product as uncharacterized. Gene Ontology annotation, cellular component: centrosome. The coding region runs from base 839 to 3313 and encodes 824 amino acids. The record is from RefSeq and is a predicted model, not a curated record. Lineage: Eukaryota; Metazoa; Nemertea; Pilidiophora; Heteronemertea; Lineidae. The transcript is spliced from 8 exons.
AGAAUGAUUACAGUUGAGCCGAACAAUCGAUAGGGAUUCGUCGAAACCGAGAGCGAUGUCGGCAUUGGUCGCAAGAUGGCGAUGGCUAAAACUAUUGAUUAAGGGUAAGCAUGACUGCAAGUGGUUUAGUCAUCCAGCUGAAGAGGUCAUGAUCGUGCAUACUUGGUGAUAAUAUUGAUGACAAGUUUAUUGUUGUACAGCAUUGCCUGAAGUCGGUUUUAAGAAGUUUGAAGACAACUAGAAAUUUCUCAGUGGCACUUAUAUCGAGCAUACGUGAACAUCGCCGACAUGAUUCAGCAUUAUUAUGGAGGUUUCUAAUCAUACCAACUAACCCCAACACUCUCCCGGGUUGCUAAGUUCCCCACAGUUUUAAUUCUUAAUCUCUGGCCAUUAUCAUAUAUUUAUGAGUCUUUUUGGAAUGUGUGUCUUUUUAUCAGGACCAAGGUUCUUUGAGCUAUGUCAAACUACGCCCACAUUGGCAAUUACAAACCACUUUCAUGACGAUGUAUGAUGUACAUGUACUAUCUAAUGUGGUCGAUAAUUAUCAUGGCCUCACUGCGUAAACUAGUCAAAUAAGCGUGUGUCUCCAGACGAAAUAACGAUAAAAUUAUUUAAAAUAUUAUGCAUUUUGGCGAGCUUAUGUAUAUUUUUCACAGGCCUAAUCGGCUAAUCCAGUGUGCUAUAUACAAACUGACGUAAGAACGAACGUUUCGUUAGCGCAGGCGUAAAGUGUGCUUAGCGACCGAGGGACGCCAUUGAAGGUUUGGACAUGGUACAGGACUAGCAGUAGUGGUGUUCCUUCAAAUUCAGACUUGCUGAUGUUUACGUAGGAGUGAGAAUGACAUCUCUUAAGAUCUUACCGCCGCUUGAGCGGGCCCAAGGCCUUCCUGUUGAAUGGGGGACAGGAAACACCAAGCAUUCCGAUAUUUGGCUACCUAAAGGUCCAACUUGGCACACAAGGGACGUUCCCAUCCAGCAGUACUAUGACUUGACCCAACUAAAGAGGAGCAAUAUACGCCUGAACGACCAGCUCGUUCCUCGCCCACAAGAUAUUGCAUUCCAAGAUUCCAUGAUAAACAAAUCCUACCCAGCUGAACACCCUUACAGUUCUCACACACCGAGAAAUGCGGUUUUCCCUAAAUUCGCCGAGUCUCCAGAAGAUCCGAAACGUGGUGUCGACGCCAAAGGAAACUUGCCGAAGGAUCACGAGGUGCCCUCGAAUCCAUAUGACGUCAUUGUGGUGUCCAAAACCAAAGGGAGUGGAAUGCGAAAGGAAAUCGUUAGACUGGUCCCCGAGUCUUUGAAGAAAGGCCUGAGUUGGCCCGGGGACCAGGGGUUCGACCAGAAGGUCAAGACCCAUGGUGGACAGCAACAAUACUACCCAUCUCCACCCAAGACACUGGUGCCCAAUUUAGAGAAGAGGCCGCCCAGCCAACAGAUUGCACCAAAAACCGCCAACACAUUAAGGAACAUCGAGCGUGGCCAAUGGCAGACGACCUAUGAUCUAAAUCAUACCGGCCUCGGCCCUAGUAAUGCUUUAUCACUAGAUAACUUUGAUGAGAAAGUACUGAAACUGAACCAGACGGGCGAGAUUGAUGACAACUUGUACCCGCGUUCGCUCCGCACCUAUGACCCUCCCCAACCCAUCGAAGGGAGGAUAGCGAGGCAGUUAGUUCCUCCUCCGCCAUCCCAGGUCAUCCACGAGCAAAACCAGCAGGCCACACCCAGGAAAAUGACCCAUCGUGAGUUAGAAGAACACCGCCUCUUGAAUGGUCGUGACUACGUCAGUCUUCCUGAAGGUGCUGACAGUCCGGGUAGUAAGCACGAACACGAGCGAUGGCGGGCAAUGGGAGAAGCUUUCCACAGCGACACUGGGCUACAGGCGCUAGCAGAGACGAAGGCGAGGGCCGGAGAACCGGAUGAAAAUCCUAUGAAACAGGUCGGGCCACCCGGAGGGAAAGACAAGAGCUACUUGGAGGAGAUGAAGGAUGCGCAGAAGGAGCGAUUCCAACAGGUCGAGGCAGGGAAUCGCUGGAAGCUUCUCGAAGCGGCCACUCCUAACCAUGAUAUUGAGACUCUAAAUCAUAAGUAUAAGAUCGUUCAUGAGAAGGAGAAGCCUAAGGUAUUCUAUGAGCAUGAGGGGAAAUACAAUGAGGAGAGGGCGGGUCUAUAUAAGACCAGCUACCUACCAGAGAGGCUCACCAAUAGUAUGACUGAACUCGAGAGGAGUGGCCCGGAGAUUAUGAAUACUAUGAACUCACAUGUAGAUGCCAUCAAUUAUCCGACAAGAUUGAACUCGGGGAUGGAUGCCGCUUUGGCAAGUAGUAAAUAUAUUCAGUCGAGUCGUAAUGGCUUGUACGUCUCUGGUAAGCUGUCUCCCACGGAGGUGUUGGAGCCACAUUAUAGGCAAGAGGCCGAGCAAAGGAAACAGUUACACCAGUCGCCGCGGACUGCCAGGGUCAAUGUGGUGGAGAAGAACCUCAUCAACACGGAGAGUGAACACGGACGGAAUUAUAAUCACCCCAAGUAUCUGCAAGAGGAUGAGAUCGACCCAGAAGCUAGGCAGGAGUCCCUUAUGGUGAUGUCACAAGCAAACCAGAACCUCGGCAAUGUCCGCCCCUAUGCAGCCCAGAGACGAGGAGGCAAGACGGUCCAGUUUGCUGAUAACUUGACGGUGGCUACCGGAGCUGGUGCCGAGCCAAUAAGAAUCAGGAGCGCCCCCAUGGGGCUCAGUGUACCAAACCCGGGUGUUAAUGUUGCGGACACGCAGUAUCAAAGCACAGAGGCGCAAUAUGACUGGCGCAAUUCAAGCCUUGUUCAACCAAGAGGAGACCAAGGCCAGGGUUACAUGGAAGACGUCAAGAAGAAUGCCUUUAGCUUUGCUUCAUCAAAGAGUAACCACGAGGGGAAGAAAACAAUUACGUUUGGAGUGGCUACAAAGCGGCGAGGCACAUACGAUGAUGACCGAGACCAGUUUGCUUCCAACUCGACCACCUUCUUUCCUGGGAAAGUGUUGGACGGCGCCUCGGAACAGUUCAACACAGCUUACCAGGCCCAGUUCCCCCACUAUAACAUUGACUAUAAGAACGAUGCCCGAUUCCAGUGGAAAGGUGAUUCAAACACACCAAGGCCUCAAACCAGUCUCUUACAAAUUCAAAAUAGCUUCACAAAGUCAGACGCACAUAAAAAACUGCACCACGUUUUCCCCGAAACCAACGUAGAUUUGAGAGAAAAUAUCAUUGAUGGGCGACAACACGUGUUUGAUAGCUUUGGUCAUCUUAAUGCCCAACAGUUGCGUGGUCAUUGUACUUAGAGUUGAGGAAAGAGUCCGAUUUUACCGUUGGUUAUGAUUUUAGCUUUAAUUGAGCAUGAAGGCAGCCUAAAUACAGUAGAUCCUUUGUCGGAUUGUUGUUCUGCUAGGAAAGAGCAACACAUUGAGGUAGGAACAUGUCUCUUCUCAUGAAAUAUUAGCCCAACUGGCCCGAUGAACUGAGAGCCUUCUCUAAUGAACGGUUUAGCCAACAUCACGUACGUCCCGGCCAACAUUAAUGAGAGGGUAGAACAGUUUUCCAUCCUUCUAAUUAUCCUUAACGGGAAGUUAGAUGUCAAAGAAGGCUUGAAAAUUGAGAUUAGUUUUCCUUUAUUGCUCUACUAGAGCACUGUCAAAGCGGACCUGUGAUAACCUAACUGUGAUGACAGUGAAUAUGUAAUUAUGCAUGUUUCCUUUAACGUUUUUGCUAAAUGUUGAACCCGAGCUGCAUGCAGGUAUUGUGCCGUACGUUUCGCGUGCCUUUUUUUCUGCUGCCUUUGUAACGUUACAAUAAGAGUUGUCACUCUUACAUAGAGCAUUCCUGUCUCUGGUACAUGUAUAUAGUGUUAGUAUUUGUUUACAAGGUUGUAAUAAAUCACAAAAAUAUUCACAAAU